Messenger RNA from Protopterus annectens (West African lungfish), 1254 nucleotides. RefSeq names its product beclin 1 (gene BECN1). Gene Ontology annotation, cellular component: phosphatidylinositol 3-kinase complex, class III, type I; phosphatidylinositol 3-kinase complex, class III, type II; phagophore assembly site. Bases 279 to 1253 code for a protein of 324 amino acids. NCBI's taxonomy places the organism in Eukaryota, Metazoa, Chordata, Ceratodontiformes, Protopteridae. Gene Ontology annotation, biological process: autophagosome assembly; late endosome to vacuole transport; cellular response to nitrogen starvation. The record is from RefSeq and is a predicted model, not a curated record. The transcript is spliced from 10 exons.
GUGGAUGAUAAGAAAUGGCAAAAGGGACAAAAAUCCUUUACGUAGAAAGUAGGGCUAGCUUUAGCUAAAUAUUUGCAAUAAAAAAAUUCAGUGGCGUAAUAAUUGAAGUGGAACAUAAACCAUUGUUAUAUGUGACGCCCAACAUCAGGUGUGGAGAAUAUGGCAGAACUGCUGUAUCCUGAUAUCUGAUCUUUGCGCCAGUUUCAACUGUACCGUGCUUCCACUUAUGGACAGAAUUUGAUGAGCCUUUGUCUGCAGCAUUUUACUUAUCCAUAAGCAUGGAUUCUAAAUGCUCAAGCUCUACCACACAGGUGAGUUUUGUGUGCCAGCGCUGCAGCCAGCCAUUGAAACUGGACACCUCUUUUAAUGUCUUGGACAGGAACACCACUCAGGAGCUCACAACCCCUUUAGUUACUGUAACCCCCAUCAAACAAGAUGAAAACAGCGAAGGAGGGCACGGUAUAUCUGAGGAAGCCUUUGCUGAAAGAAGACAAGAUGCUGUAUCUAGAAGAUACAUUCCUCCAGCUAGAAUGACAUCUACGGAAAGUGCAAAUAGCUUUACGUUGAUUGGUGAGGCAUCAGAUGGAGGUACUAUGGAAAAUUUAAGUCGGAAAUUAAAGGUCACGAGUGACCUGUUUGACAUUAUGUCAGGUCAGACUGAUCUGGACCACCCUCUUUGUGAAGAAUGCACAGACACAUUGCUGGAUCAGCUUGACACACAACUUAAUAUUACAGAGAAUGAAUGCCAGAAUUACAGACACUGUUUAGAGAUCCUGGAACAGAUACAAAAAGAAGAUGCAGAGAAAUUGCAAGAACAACUCUGGGCGCUCACUGUAGAAGAAGAUUGUCUGAUCCAAGAACUGGAGCAAAUUGAGAAUGAGAGGAAGAAAGGUGCUGAUGAACUAGCAAAGGUUCGAGAGGCGGCAGAGUUACUGGAGCAGGAAGAAGCUCAAUAUCAGCGGGAAUACAGCGAGUUUAAGAGGCAGCAACUGGAUUUAGACGAUGAAUUGAAAAGCACUGACAACCAGAUGAGAUAUGCACAGCUUCAGCUAGACGGACUCAAGAAAGCUAAUGUGUUUAAUGCAACUUUCCAUAUAUGGCAUAGUGGCCAGUUUGGCACAAUUAACAACUUCAGGCUGGGACGCCUUCCAAGUGUACCUGUAGAGUGGAAUGAGAUUAAUGCAGCUUGGGGACAGACUGUUUUAUUGCUGCAUGCACUAGCCAACAAAAUGGGUCUGAAGUUUCAAAGGUGAG